Messenger RNA from Archocentrus centrarchus (flier cichlid), 2795 nucleotides. Its product is annotated as protein NLRC5-like. The transcript is spliced from 7 exons. Bases 236 to 2650 code for a protein of 804 amino acids. Gene Ontology annotation, molecular function: ATP hydrolysis activity. The record is from RefSeq and is a predicted model, not a curated record. Lineage: Eukaryota; Metazoa; Chordata; Actinopteri; Cichliformes; Cichlidae. Gene Ontology annotation, biological process: regulation of apoptotic process.
GCAUGCGGAAGUGAGGGACAGGUUUAAAAUGUUUCCUUUCGAUAGAGAUCGAUCCUGAUCAAACUUGGAUCAUCUUCAGUCUACAGUCUCCACCUCCAUGUUCUUCCUCAUUGGCUGGAAACGUUGUGGACUUUGCCACAUUUACAGCAUGGAGCUGCUGAGAUUACGACCAGUCUACCAAACAUGGAGAGGUGACAGAUCCCAGGACCUACUGAAAUCCAGCAAGUAAAGGAUCAUGGCUUGUGCAUCUCAGUCAGCUUUGGAUUAUGUCCAGAGUGCCAGAGACCACCUGGUGAGAACAUUAGAGGGGCUUGCAGAGAUCGUGGAGAACCUGAAGCAGAAAGGAGUUUUCUCAGAGGAAGAAGUCAGUAAAAUAAAGACAGAGGGUGAUGACUUUGACAAAACUGGAAUAAUUGUGGACUCUGUCAUAAAAAAGGGGGAGGAAGCUUGCUAUGAGUUUCUCAGGAUUAUUGACAUAACAAGGAAGAAGUCUGGAGAGAGACCGCCAUCUUUUCUAGAAAAUGCAGAGUUACCUUCCUCUCCCUGCAACACCUUUGACCUCAACUACUGGAUCAGCUGCUUUUCCUUCAAGGAGGACGUGAACAUGGAUGUAACAUACUCACAAGACCCUGAACCGUGCCACAGAUAUCAGCUAAAGUUGAAAUCUAAAGCUCAGAAGAUUUCAGAAAGAUCAUGGACCCAAAGCAAAGCAGUUGUGUUCAACAAGCAGAGCUCCUUGUCCUACACUUCACUUGUGUUAGACACACAAGGACAGGCGUCACCAUCCAAAAUAAAAAAGUCAAAGAUCAAGAAAAGCAGGAAGCUUCGUCCUAAAAAACUAAAGACCUACAUACCUGAGAACAAACCAGGAACUUCCCCUGAUGAACUUCUGAAAUCAUAUGAGAAAAACAUCCUUUUAGUUGGCAAACCUGGAGUUGGGAAGACGGCUGUGGUCCAUCAGAUGUUGAAGCUCUGGUCAGAAAAAGAUAAGGAUCUAGAUUACAUGUUCUACUUUGACAUGAGAGAAACAGCCACCAUCACAGAGGUCCACAAACUGGAGGAUCUUCUCUUUGGUGUGUUCAGUGAACCAGAUGAAGGCAAAGACGAGGUUUUAGAGGACAUAAAGAAUAAUGCUGACAGUGUUACUAUCAUUUUUGAUGGAGUCACACAUGUGCCCUCUACAUCUGUGGUGUUUAAGCUCAUUCAGAAGACCCUUCUACGUGAAGCAAAGAUCAUCAUCACCUGCAGACCAGAGGACGAGUCAGCAGACUUCCUGUUAGAUUGGGAUUGUCUCAGAGUGGAAGUGAGAGGCUUCAGUGAACAGGGCAUCAGAGAAUAUUUAUCCAGGAAUCUGAGUGAGGAACACUUGAACCAAGUUUUGUGUAACUUGGAGUUAUUCACUCUUUGCCACGUCCCCAUGUACGCUCUGAUGGUGGCUGCCUGCUUCAGCUUUGAGGGCUCAGAUGUCUCUCCACAUCCCUGCACAGUUACAGAAAUAUACCUCAAUAUCCUCCAUAUCUGCAUUCAGAGAAAUGUUUGCAAGACAUCAGAAAAUGAAAGACGUGUAAGCAGUGCAAUGCUGUCUUUAGCUGAGGCUGCUUUUCGUGCAACAGAAGAAAAAAAUGUAAACUUAAAAUCUCUGCCACAGCUGGACAGCUGUGUUCAUUUGUCCUUUUUGAACAUGUUUCUAAUUCAGGUCGGUCCAACUGUAAGGAAACCCUUGUGUGCCUUUCUCCACUACACAGUUCAGGAGUUUUUUGCAGUGCUGUGGGUCUUGAAGGAUCCAGAAAGGACCAGAGGUGUUCUCCAACAGUGUCUCACUGAGGACACGAAACACAUGAAACAUUUGGUCCCUUUCUUGUGUGGACUGUUGAAUGAGAAGAACACUGAUUUGUUAGAAAGUCUGAUUCCUUCUCAGCAGCUCAGAGACACAUCUGGCUGGUUCUUCAAAGACUUGGUGAACACCUUUGUAGAUCGUAGUGAGGACUGUGAAAUCGACCUGGUGUUCCUAUGUCAGUGCCUCUAUGAGUCUCAGUCUGCUGAAGCCUGUCUCUGUCUCCUGGACAAACUGGAUUACUGUGUUGAUCUGAGUGGGGAGGCUCUCGAUCCUCAGCACUGCUGUGCUGUGUCCUAUGUAAUCAGCCAGAGUGAGGAGAGGAAAAUACAGCUGAACCUGGAGGAUGCAACAGUGCCAACACAAGGAAUGAGAUCACUCCUGGGAUGUCUCAACAAACUACAAAGGAGUGACUCGUUGACACAGCAGCUGUGGACCCUUUGCCUCCUCAGUGAGGGGGAGGUGGAUUACAGGAGUUUACUUUGCUUUGAUAAGAAUCAGCUGCACCUUCCAGUCAACAGUAAAAUGCAGCUCUAUGACCGAGCUGUAAAGGUCCUGCAGAAGAGUGUUGAAAAGGUUGAAGUCUGUCUUCACUGGGACUGGAGAGUCUGUCAACAUGUGAACGAGGUCCUGUUACAGUGUUUACCCAACAUCCACUCAGUCAGGUUCUGUCGGUCAACAGUAAAUCUCUCAGAUCAAACUGAGUUCUUGAUGAAUCUCUUCAUUGGAGCAGCAGAGAGAGAACAGCAGACAGGAGAGAAGAUGCUGAACAUGUUAUCAUCAGUCUGCUCUGUACUCCCGUGUGAAGGACUAUGAGACUCAGACAGGCAGGAGUGUCCUUCCAUCAUUACAGUCAGUUUUCCAGUCAGCUCCUGCAGUCUGGUUCAUAAAGCUCUCAGAGACAAAGACCUCCAUCCUCCUGGAAGUGCUGAAACUGCAGUCAGAGAAGAAAGCAGUGGAG